GCGGGCGGGCGCGCGGCCGGGGACACCGGCGCUUGGCUCCCGGAGGCGGCUUGCAGGCCCCGUCCCCAGCAUGGAGGCGGUGCUGGGCGCCUUCUUGCAGCUCCUGAGCGCCUGGUUCGUCCUGGCGUUCUUGCUCAUUGUGCUGCCGUCCGUCUUCGGGGCGACCCUGGGCAUCUCGGAGCUCUACCUCCGGGUCCUCGUGAAGAUCCUGGAGUGGGCCACGCUGCGAAUUGAGAAGGGAACCCGAAAACUCCAGAAGGAAAAGGUGAAGCCCUCCACUUCAAAUGUUAUCAUACAGAGAGAUCAAACCACCAUGGAGAAGGCGAUUGCUGGCUUGCGCUGCGGUGACUUUGAGCUCUCAGAUGUCUUUUAUUUCUGUAAGAAAGGAUUUGAAGCAAUUGUAGAAGAUGAAGUCACCCAACGAUUCACUUCAGAGGAGCUGGUUUCUUGGAACCUCCUCACCAGGACUAAUGUGAACUUCCAAUACAUCAGUUUACGACUGACCGUGGUGUGGGUUAUUGGAGUCCUUGUGCGUUACUGUUUCUUGCUUCCUCUUCGAAUUACCUUAGCAACCAUUGGGGUACUGUCCAUCAUUGUGGGGACUACCCUGGUAGGAAAGCUGCCAAAUGGAGAAACCAAAGACUGGCUGAGUGAUCUUGUUCAUCUCACCUGCUGUCGAAUCUUAGUCAGGGCACUCUCUGGAAGCAUUCAUUAUCACAACAGGGAGAACCGACCACAGAGGGGUGGAAUUUGUGUAGCCAACCACACAUCUCCGAUAGAUGUUAUAAUCUUGACAAAUGAUGGCUGUUACACAAUGGUUGGACAGUCUCAUGGGGGUGUAAUGGGCGUCAUUCAAAGAGCCACAGUCAAGGCCUCUCCCCACAUCUGGUUUGAGCGUUCUGAAAUAAAAGAUCGCCAUCUAGUGACAAAAAGACUAAGGGAACACAUUGCUAACAAGGACAAAUUGCCCAUCUUAAUCUUUCCAGAAGGCACUUGCAUAAACAACACUUCAGUUAUGAUGUUCAAAAAGGGAAGCUUUGAAAUAGGUGCCACCAUCUAUCCCGUAGCAAUCAAGUAUGACCCGCAAUUUGGCGAUGCCUUCUGGAACAGCAGCAAGCAUAACAUUCUGAGUUACCUCCUGCGAAUCAUGACUAGCUGGGCCAUCGUGUGCCAUGUGUGGUACCUGCCACCAGUGACAAGAGAGGAAGGAGAAGAUGCUGUUCAGUUUGCCAACAGGGUGAAGUCUGCUAUUGCUCGCCAAGGAGGCCUUACUGAAUUACCCUGGGAUGGAGGUUUGAAAAGAGCCAAAGUGAAGGAAACUUUUAAGGAAAAGGAACAGAAAAUCUACAGCAAGAUGAUAAUAGGAAAUGGGACAUCGUCAAGUGGAUCAGAAGACUUGGGCUGAGCUCCCUCAGCUGAUGUUUCUCAUGCCUGAUCACUGUCAAAAAGGGUGGAUUUUCCCCCCAUGUAGAAAAUAAAUAAUAAAGCUCUAAGUGUGGGCAGUGGAAAAGACAUUUUUCUUGUUUUUCUGCUGCUCACCAAUGAGCUCCACUUUUGGUGUCUGGAAAACUAGCUUGAAGCAGAAUCAAAAAUCCCCAUAGUUAAAAUGGGUUGCAAUUCUUGCCCAAAGGGAAUGUAUAUAAAAAUAAUAAAAAUCAAGUUAUUUAAUUGUACAAAUAAUGGUUCUAUCAUUUAAAUGAUUAGAGAACGUUUGAACAAAUAGUCCUUCCUGGUUGCACUGGGCCACUGUGUAUUUGUUUGAAUAGAUGGUCUGACAUUUCCAAAGUUGUUUUGCUGAGUGUGUUUUUGUUACUGUUGUUAAUGAAACGUUUGAGGGAAGGAAUAAAUGGUAGGAAUAACUAAGUGUGUCCUUAGGAGUUGCGGUGGGAAACUUAGAAUUCCCUCCCCUGUUUCUGUUUUUCAAAAGAUGCUUCUAAAACUGGAAGAACUUACAAUUGUUUCUCAUCUUCCCUGAAAAGGAAACACGGUGGGUUUAAAAGCUCCAACCUGCUUUUCUGUCUGCUCCCUUGAUAACAAAAUACUAAAAGCUGGAUGGAAUAUACAUACAUACAUACAUAUAUACAUACAUGCAAUAUCAGGCAAAAGAAAUAUUGAACACAAUGAAUUUCUUUCCUGGGCUAUGUUGGCAGCCUGCGUGUAUAUUUGUCGCUUAACUGUAUGAGAAAUAGGACUUUGCCUUAUGUACAUUGAAAUAAAUUCUAUAUUUCUAACUA
Molecule: messenger RNA, 2234 nt
Organism: Python bivittatus (Burmese python)
Lineage: Eukaryota; Metazoa; Chordata; Lepidosauria; Squamata; Pythonidae
Gene: GPAT3
Product: glycerol-3-phosphate acyltransferase 3
Biological process (GO): triglyceride biosynthetic process
Cellular component (GO): endoplasmic reticulum
Molecular function (GO): glycerol-3-phosphate O-acyltransferase activity
Source: RefSeq, a predicted model, not a curated record